This is a messenger RNA of Solanum verrucosum, 1824 nucleotides long. RefSeq names its product acyl-coenzyme A oxidase 3, peroxisomal-like. Gene Ontology annotation, molecular function: FAD binding; acyl-CoA oxidase activity; fatty acid binding. Gene Ontology annotation, biological process: lipid homeostasis; fatty acid beta-oxidation using acyl-CoA oxidase. The transcript is spliced from 11 exons. The coding region runs from base 28 to 1794 and encodes 588 amino acids. The record is from RefSeq and is a predicted model, not a curated record. Gene Ontology annotation, cellular component: peroxisome. NCBI's taxonomy places the organism in Eukaryota, Viridiplantae, Streptophyta, Magnoliopsida, Solanales, Solanaceae.
GAAAAGUAUAAUCUUUUGUGUUCUUCAAUGGAGAAAGUGAAUUUCAGAACUAAAGUUCUGAGCAGACACCUAAAACAAGAAACCCCAAUACUCAAUGUUAUACUCCAAUCAUUGCCAUGUCUCAGCUACAAUCUACCUGAGCUUUCAGAGCCAGCUUCUGUUUUUUACAUUAAAGAGAUGAGAAAGCUCAUGGAUGGUCACAAUUUGGAGGAAAGAGACUGGUUUUUUGGUCUGAUAUUACAGAGCAAAAUUUUUAACCCUGUAAAAAGAGGUGGAAAAGUGUUUCUUUCACCUGAUUAUAGUCAAUCUAAGGAACAGCAAAGGCAAAUUACCUUGAGGAGGAUUCAGUACCUUGUUGAACAUGGGUUUUCCAAGGAUUGGCCGACUAUUAAAGGGCCUGAAGAUGAGUUGAGGAAAUUGGCUCUCUUGGAUUGUCUUUUUAUCUAUGAUCAUUCUCUUUCCAUCAAGAUGGGUGUUCAUUUUCUCCUAUGGGGUGGUGCAAUCCAGUUUUUCGGUACCAAACGACAUCAUGAUAAAUGGUUGAAGGACACAGAGGAUUACGUGGUUAAAGGUUGCUUCUCGAUGACAGAGUUGGGGCAUGGAAGUAAUGUUCGAGGUAUUGAAACAGUAACAACGUAUGAUUCAAGCACAGGAGAGUUUGUCAUAAAUACUCCAUGUGAAUCAGCUCAGAAGUAUUGGAUUGGGGGUGCAGCUAAUCAUGCAACACAUACCAUAGUUUUCUCUCAGCUCAUCAUUGACGGGGGAAAUCAAGGUGUCCAUGCUUUUAUCGCUCAGAUCAGAGAUGAAAAUGGAGACAUUUGUCCAAACAUCCGCAUAGCUGAUUGUGGUCACAAGAUUGGCUUAAAUGGUGUUGACAAUGGCAGAAUUUGGUUUGACAAUGUCCGGGUACCCAGAGAAAAUUUGUUAAAUUCAGUGGCGGAUGUUUCUCCAGAUGGGAAAUAUCUUACUGCUAUCAAGGAUCCUGACCAGAGAUUUGCAGCAUUUUUGUCCCCUUUGACAUCUGGCCGUGUGACAAUUGCAUCUAGUGCAGUUUACUCCGCAAAGAUUGGUUUGGCAACUGCGAUAAGAUACUCGCUGACAAGAAGAGCGUUUUCAGUUACUCCUAAUGGACCAGAAGUUCUUAUACUUGAUUACCCAAGUCAUCAACGGCGACUUCUUCCUCACUGGCAGGUUAGCAAGGCACUUUUUGGGGAAUAUGUGGCAGUCAAAAGGAGUAAGAAGCCGUUCAAAGGAUUGGGAUUAGAACACAUGAACACCUCUCGUCCCGUCAUACCUUCACAACUUACAAGUUCUACAAUGAGGCAAGCCCAGUUCCGGAAUGACAUAUUCUGCCUACGGGAACGAGACCUGUUGGAACGUUUUGCUGCUGAAGUUUCGCAAUGCCAGGCACAGGGAAAAAGCAAGGAAUAUGCUUUUACUUUGAAUUAUCAGCUUGCUGAAGACCUGGGGAGAGCCUUCUCAGACCGAGCAGUUCUCCAUACUUUCCUCGAUGCAGAGGCAUCCGUCACAUCUGGCCCCCUUAAGAACGUUUUGGAUCUCGUCAGAUCGAUGUAUGUUCUGGUCACCCUAGAAGAGGAUGCUGCAUUCCUCCGAUACGGAUACCUGUUGAUGGACAAUGCUGCUAUAGUGAGAAAAGAAGUUGCAAAGCAAUGCAGUGAACUAAGGCCACAUGCACUUUCCUUGGUCAGUUCCUUUGGCUUACCUGACGCCUUCUUGAGCCCGAUAGCUUUCAAUUGGGUUGAGGCCAAUGCUUCGUCUUCUGAACAAAACUAGCUCGUCGUUUGUAGAUUACUAGUUACCACA